Esox lucius (northern pike) is the source of this 6317-nucleotide messenger RNA. RefSeq names its product membrane associated guanylate kinase, WW and PDZ domain containing 1b (gene magi1b). Gene Ontology annotation, molecular function: protein binding. The record is from RefSeq and is a predicted model, not a curated record. Lineage: Eukaryota; Metazoa; Chordata; Actinopteri; Esociformes; Esocidae. The transcript has 23 exons. Gene Ontology annotation, biological process: signal transduction. The coding region runs from base 522 to 5537 and encodes 1671 amino acids. Gene Ontology annotation, cellular component: cytoplasm.
CACAUCCCGAUCGUUACAGCAACACUCAGAGUGGAUGAAAUUUACAAAACACACGACAACAGUACCUUGCUUAAAGGAGCCGUGAUCGAUGUGGUACCGCAAUCAAACUCAGCGUGUAUUUAAAGAAAACCAUCCUUGGCUUGGAUUUUGAACGGAACAUAUUCAAAGUGGUUUUCUUAAAGAAUUGAGCCAGGAUUAACAAGUGGAGACAUACGUUAAUGUGGGACUCAGCCGCAGAAAUAUAAAAAGGGAUUAGCCUACUUGGCAAAGGUUAAGAUGAGAAAACAAUAUCUGUAAAUUAGGACCAGCUGCUCAGGACUUCUACAGAAGUGGUCCAUCGGACAAGAAUGGCUUGAUUUUGUAUGUUAAUGAUGGGCAGAUUUUGACAGCAGCACUCAUGCUUCAGGGAAAGAAAAAGAAAGUUUGUAGUGUCUGAGUUGGAUGUUAUGUCCUGAGACACGUUUUGUUGUCUAUAUUGUUAUUAUUCGGCAAAACCACGUGUUUGGUGACAGAUAUUCACCAUGUCCAAAGUGAUCCAAAAGAAGAAUCACUGGACCACUAAAGUUAACGAGUGCGCGGUCCUAAAAGACGCUCGCGGUGAGUUGAAUGUCCCACUGCUCGGUGGCGCGGAGAAUGGCGAGUUUGCCUACGUCGGACAAGUUCACGAGGAUAUCGUGGUUUACAAAAGUGGAAAAUUAACCGAGGGGGAGUUGAUAUUGGAAGUAGAAAACCUCUCGAUCUCUGGGUUGCCCCUGUAUGAUUUACAGACAAUAAUAAAGAAUUGUAAGGGCCCCAUCAGAUUCAAAACAGUUCGACAAGGAAACAAGCUGAAUAAGGACUUGAAGCACUACCUGAGCCAGCGCUUCCAGAAGUCGUCCCCGGACCACGACCUGCAGCAGACAAUCAGAGACAACCUGUACCGUCACGCCGUGCCUUGUACAACCCGCCCCCCGCGUGACGGAGAGGUCCCUGGAGUAGAUUACAACUUCCUGCCUGUGAAGGAUUUCCUGGCGCUGGAACAGAGUGGAACCCUUCUGGAAAUAGGAACAUAUGAAGGUAACUAUUAUGGAACACCCAAGCCGCAGAGCCAACCCCCUAGUGGGGAAGUGAUUACGAGUGAUGCUUUGCAAGACAGCCUCCCGGGCUCCCAGCACUCCACUCCCCGACGCAGCAAGUCCUACAAUGAGAUGCAAAAUGCUGGAAUAGUGCCUGCAGACCUGGAGGAGGACGAGGAACUCCCGGAGAUGAGCAGUAGCUUUACAGGAGACUCAAGUGAACCCGACGAGCACCCAGCCGUGCACCCCUACGCCCUGCGUGACAGCGCCCCGUCCUACAGUGUGAACAGCGCCCGGUCGUCCACCACGGACGGCUCUCAGCAGAUACACACACCCCUCAGCCAUCCUCCCACGGAAGAGGAUCCCCUUGGACCUCUACCUGACAGCUGGGAGAUGGCCUACACCGAGAACGGAGAGGUGUACUUCAUAGACCACAACACAAAGACUACUUCCUGGAUCGACCCCCGGUGCCUGGACAAACCUCCAAAACCCCUGGAAGAAUGUGAAGACGAUGAAGGAGUACACACGGAAGAGCUGGACAAUGAGCAAGAGCUGCCGCCCGGCUGGGAGAAGAUAGACGAUCCAGUCUACGGGGUUUACUACGUGGAUCACAUAAAUAGAAAGACCCAGUAUGAGAACCCAAUACUGGAGGCCAAGCGGCGGAAGCAGGUCGAGCAACAGCAGCCACCAGAAGGUGAGCGCUACAUCCGAGAAUGGAUAGAGGACGCCACCUUGGCUGGUGCCCCCCUGGCCAACUAUACAGCCAACCACCAAGAGACCUACAGGGAGCCUCAGGCCGGACCUCCACUGCCUCCCCUCAUCGGGCCCAAACGAGGGAAGCCCUUCUUCACAAGAAACCCAGCUGAACUAAAGGGAACCUUUAUCAACACCAAACUGAAGAAGAGCCACCGGGGAUUUGGCUUCACUGUCGUGGGAGGAGACGAGCCUGAUGAGUUCCUGCAGAUCAAGAGCCUGAUUCUGGACGGACCCGCCGCUCUGGACGGCAAGAUGGAAACAGGUGACGUGAUCGUGAGUGUCAAUGACGUGUGUGUGCUGGGUUACACCCACGCCCAGGUUGUGAGGAUCUUCCAGACCAUCCACAUCGGCUCCAUGGUCAACCUAGAGCUGUGCCGUGGCUACCCCUUGCCGUUUGACCCGGACGAUCCCAACACCAGCCUGGUGACCUCCGUGGCGAUCGUGGACAAGGAGCCCAUCAUCGUCAACGGCCAGGAGAGCUACGACUCCCCGUCCAGCCACGGCAGCCAGCCCGGCGGGCCGGUUAAUGGGAUCAGGGAGUCUCGACCCCACAGUCCCUCCUCCGCAGAGUUGGGGUCCAACGGUUUGCAUGGUUACCCCAGCGACUCUGUGACGUUGGCGUCGUCCAUAGCAACGCAGCCGGAGCUGAUCACGGUGCACAUGGAGAAGGGGGAUAAAGGCUUCGGGUUCACCAUCGCCGACAACCCGGCGGGCGGGGGACAGAGGGUCAAGCAGAUAGUGGACUAUCCCCGCUGCAGGGGCCUGAAGGAGGGGGACAUUAUCGUGGAGGUGAACAAGAGGAACGUCCAGAGCCUGAGUCACAACCAGGUGGUGGACCUGCUCAGCAAGUGCCCCAAAGGAAGUGAGGUCACCAUGCUGGUGCAAAGAGGUGGAGGGGUGGCACCUGUGAAGAAGAGCCCAAAGCUGCAGUUAGCGAGGAAGGACAGUCAGAACAGUUCUGUCCACAGCGUAUCCAGCCACCGGAGUACCCACACCACGGACUCACCUCUGCACCAGUCCCUCGCCCCCCCUUUUAGCGAGAGCGCCGCCCCGCCACCCCCAUCCCAGCCCCUGCCUGGCCUGCCCCUCCAGCAGGACCCGCUGGCAGACGGGACCAUCCAGAGGAAACCAGACCCCUUCAAGAUCUGGGCCCAGUCGAGGAGCAUGUAUGAAAGUAGGCUACCUGAUUCCCAAGAGCAGGACAUCUUCCUGUGGAGGAAGGACACGGGGUACGGGUUCCGGAUCCUGGGAGGGAACGAGGCUGGAGAACCGAUCUACAUAGGGCACAUAGUAAAGUAUGGUUCAGCGGAUGAGGACGGACGCCUGCGUUCGGGGGAUGAGCUCAUCUGUGUGGACGGCACGGCAGUGGUGGGGAAGUCUCACCAGCUGGUGGUGCAGCUGAUGCAGCAGGCCGCCAAGCAGGGCCAUGUCAACCUGACGGUACGACGCAAGACCAGCUUUGGAGGGUCUAAAGGGGAGAGCGAUGUGCCCCCAUCCCCGGCCUCAUCCCAUCACAGCAGCACUCGCGCCCCCUCCCUGACCGAGGAGAAGCGGACCCCCCAGGGCAGCCAGAACUCCCUUAACACGGUCAGCUCCGGCAGCGGCUCCGGCAGCGGCUCCACCAGCGGCAUCGGGAGCGGGGGUGGCGGGGGCUCUGGGAGUGCCGUGGUCAACACGGCCCUGCAGCCCUACGAUGUGGAGAUCCGGCGCGGGGAGAACGAGGGCUUCGGGUUCGUCAUAGUCUCCUCCGUCUCCCGACCUGAGUCUGGCACCACCUUUGCUGGAAAUGCAUGUGUGGCCAUGCCCCACAAAAUAGGGCGUAUCAUUGAGGGGAGCCCUGCGGACCGCUGUGGGAAGCUGAAGGUUGGGGAUCGGAUCCUGGCUGUCAACGGCUGCUCCAUCACCAACAAGUCCCACUCGGACAUCGUCAACCUGAUCAAGGAGGCUGGGAACACCGUCACGCUUAGGAUCAUUCCUGGAGAUGAGUCGUCUAACGCAUCACUGCUGACCAACGCUGAGAAGAUUGCCACCAUAACAACCACUCACACGCCUCAACAACAGGCGGCGCCCGAGCCCAGAAACAACACCAAACCAAAACAGGAGUCCUCUUUCGAGUUCAAGUCCCCCCAGGGCCCUCCCCCCCCUGCCCCGACGACGCAACCUCCAGCCGAGGAUUCCGAUUUCUAUUCGGUGGACCUGGAGAGGGACAAUAAAGGUUUUGGGUUCAGUCUGCGAGGAGGUCGUGAGUACAACAUGGACCUGUACGUGCUGAGACUAGCCGAGGAGGGUGCGGCCGUACGCAACGGCAUGAUGAAGGUAGGAGACGAGAUCCUGGAGAUAAAUGGUGAGAGCACCAAAGGCAUGACGCAUGCCCGUGCCAUCGAACUCAUCAAAAACGGCGGACGCCACGCCAACCUAGUGCUAAAGAGGGGGGACGGAUCGGUGCCUGAAUAUGACCCCGGCGUCAACCCUGUCAGUCCAGCCGCAGGGGUACAAAACGCUUCGGAAGUGAGCGCCCCGCCCCACGACCAUGCACCAUCGGACACCAACGCACCAGACCCUCACAAACCAUCCCGGAGCAAGGACAAGAAGGGCCACCACCAUUCCAAACACCGAAACCGCUCCCCCGAAAAGAGCAGGCACCGGGGGGAGUCCAAGCAGUCCAACCAGAAAGGCGACAGGAGCAAGAGGUCUGGCGGGGACAGCCACGGCACUCACCACCAACACCGCAGCGGUCACCACCACCGGAGACACCGCUCCCCGGAAAAGGCCCGAGGCCGGGCCCGCAGCGCGGAUAACACACUGGACACCAGACACGGGAACCGAGGGAGGCGUGGACGCUCUCCUGCCAGGCACCACAACACCCACCGCUCCCCUUACCGGUCCACCCACCGCUCCCCUUACCGGUCCACCAACCGCUCCCCUUACCGGUCCACCAACCGCUCCCCUUACCGGUCCACCAACCGCUCCCCAUAUAGGUCAACCCACCGCUCCCCUCACAGGUCCCCUCAACGCCAUCAGUCACCCUACGGGCACCGCUCCCCCACUCACUACCACCGCACUCAGUCCUCUGACCCCUACAGGCUGCCAUCCCCAGACAGACAGAGGGGUCGUGUGGCGGAGAGGGCUUACAGGGAAAUGGCUCCAGAGACGCUGAGGAAGCCUCUUGCCCCCGUGUCAAACUCCUUCCUGGAGGACAGCGUCCUACCGGAGCCCCCAGGCCUGGACCGGCUCAACAGGGAAGCCACUCUGCUGAGGGAGCCCCGAGAGGUGCGCCGGUAUGGGGAGGACAGUCUCCUGAUGAGGGCCUCCAACCAGGAACCUGGCUACAGAGGAGAUGGCCUGUUAUAUGCAGCCGCCCGUAGCCAGAGAGGAGAGACCCUUCCCCGAGUCCGCACCCCAGAGUCUGACAGCGCCUACAAGAUGUACAGCUCUCUGCUGAGAGGCCACUCAUCUGAGAACAUGGACAGAGAGCUGCGCUACGUGCCCCGGGAGCAGUCCCCAGACACCCGUUAUAGAGCCCGGAGCCUGGGCCGAGACAUUGCACUUGUCAGGAGCUUAGGAGAACCAGAAGAUGAAGGAGAGGAGGAAGAGGAGGGGGCAGCUGCACCCAGGUUGAAGGAGUACUACAGCACACUCAAGUCUGAUGCCAGUCGUCCUUACAAAGCCCCCCCCGAGCCCAAGCGGAAGGGCUACAAAGAGAGCCCCAAAGACCUGAGCAUCUGAUGAUUCACAGUCAGCCUUCCCUGUCCAAGGCACCACGGAUCCCCUCUGAACACUUGGCUCUAUUCUACACACCCAGACCUGGACGAGCGUAACUUAUUAAUGAUAUGACAUUUCUGCUUUCCUACUGGGCAAUGUUUCCUAAACCUAUCAACUUUUAAAAGCGGACGUUUUAACCUUUUCUUUUGUUCUUUAAAUUUUUUUCUUCAGUUCGUUUUUCUUGGGUCGUCUUUUUUUUUUGGUCGUUUGGUUAAGCAUUGUACAUUUAUCUGAAUUUUACAGAAACUGUAAAACCACAAAAAAACUGAUGUGCCUAACAGUUCCAUUAAUGAGCGUAUUUUUAUUUAAUUUGAUAUGAGACUGGUGUUUUCCUCAGCCAUCUGUCUGACUGGUAUGUACUUUUCCACUGCCCAUGGAGGCAGGCAGAACAGUCCCAGUUACUGGUGCCACCCACCCAGAUGCUGUGCAUGUCUUUAGGGUUUCCACAUCUUCUCUGUUCUUCCUCUCUCCCAGUGCCACUGUUUUUUAGACAUUUUAUCAGACUAUAGCACAAGCCUGCAUUUGUUUGUAUAUUUUUGACAGUUUGCAGUAUGUGUACAUUCAGAAGUAAUCAUUUUAAAAGAAUGAAGGGAUAAAUAAAGUUAAACUAUGAUGUUAAAAUUAAAAAAAAUAUAUUAAAAAUUAUCUUCAGUGUCCAUGUCUUGGUAUUAUUAUUAAAUUGGUGUAAAUGUGUGACAUUGAUGUGCACCUUACUACCUCGUUACUUUCCAAAUAUUUAAUGUA